CUCCCAACUUCAACCCCAAAAAGAACCUAAAGGCGCUAACUUUAUUUUUAAUCUUUUGCUUCAUCACUCUCUUCUCCUUCAUACACCAUUAUCAAUCACAAUCUCCCAAUUCGGAUAACAUCAUCAUCCAAAAAAAAAAAAUGGAUGGAGCACUCUUCCCUCACAAACCUCCAUACCCAAUUCAAUCCAAGAGAUCUCCACAACCUCAUCAAUCCUCUAACCAAUCUAUCAAAUUCAGUUCCGCUACACUUCACUUACCUCCUCCUUCUCCUCCUUCUUUCCCUCUCGAUUCUCUCCUUCACCAUCUCGUUCAUCUCUCCUCCACGCCUCCCAGACAUGCUGCUGCUCGUUUCCCUUCUCUCGAAGUCUCGGCUGAUUCAUCGUCACCGACUCAUAAAUGGCGGCAGGACUCGACGAAGCCCAUGUCGUCGAGCUCUGUUCUGGGUGUUGAGAUUGAGAACGAGAGAGGUGGGUCUUUGAAACUCUUGUGUAAGAAAGAAGUUAUCUUGGUUAAUUCAAUCGUUGAACAGCCUUUGCCUGGAUUGAAUAGGUUCUUCGAUUCUGUGAAAUCUGAGUUGUUUAGAACUGAUUUGGUUAGUUUGUUUAAGGGUCUUGAUGAUUCUGGGCAUUGGGAAAGAGCUGUUUUUUUGUUUGAAUGGUUAGUUUCGUCUUCGAAUUCUGGUGCUUUGAAGCUAGAUCAUCAAGUUAUCGAAAUCUUAGUUAGGAUCUUAGGUAGAGAGUCUCAGUACUCUGUUGCAGCUAAGUUGCUCGAUAAAAUUCCUCUACAAGAUUACCUUCUCGAUGUUCGCGCUUACACCACCAUUCUACAUGCUUAUUCACGGACAGGGAAGUAUGAAAAGGCUAUCAAUUUGUUUGAGAGGAUGAAAGAGUUUGGACCUUCACCAACUCUGGUUACUUACAACGUGAUUCUCGAUGUUUUCGGGAAAAUGGGUCGGUCUUGGAGGAAGAUUCUAGUGGUUUUAGAUGAAAUGAGAAGCAAAGGAUUGAACUUUGAUGAGUUCACUUGUAGCACUGUGCUAUCUGCUUGUGCAAGAGAAGGUUUGUUAAGAGAGGCCAAGGAGUUUUUCGCUGAACUUAAGUCGUGCGGCUAUGAACCUGGAACUGUAACUUACAAUGCUUUGUUGCAAGUUUUUGGUAAAGCAGGGGUUUAUACUGAAGCAUUAAGUGUUUUGAAGGAGAUGGAGGAGAAAAACUGCCCAGCUGAUUCUGUGACUUACAAUGAGCUUGUUGCCGCUUAUGUUAGAGCCGGUUUUAGCAAGGAAGCUGCUGGUGUCAUUGAGAUGAUGACGGAAAAGGGUGUAAUGCCGAACGCAAUCACAUAUACUACAGUGAUAGAUGCGUAUGGAAAGGCGGGAAAAGAGGACGAGGCUUUGAAGCUGUUUUAUAGUAUGAAAGAAGCCNAAAAAAAACAAUCUAUCAAAUUCAGUUCCGCUACACUUCACUUACCUCCUCCUUCUCCUCCUUCUUUCCCUCUCGAUUCUCUCCUUCACCAUCUCGUUCAUCUCUCCUCCACGCCUCCGCGACACNCCACUUGGAACACAAUGCUUGCUCUGUGUGGGAAUAAGGGUAUGGAUAAGUUUGUGAACCGGGUGUUCCGUGAAAUGAAGAGCUGCGGAUUUGAACCUGAUAGGGACACAUUCAACACGCUGAUUAGUGCUUAUGGGCGAUGUGGUUCAGAGGUUGAUGCCUCGAAAAUGUACGGUGAGAUGACAAAAGCAGGUUUCAACGCUUGUGUUACAACUUACAACGCGUUACUUAAUGCCUUGGCUAGACAAGGAGAUUGGAGAUCCGGCGAGAAUGUGAUUUCAGACAUGAAAAUUAAAGGCUUCAAACCAACUGAAACAUCUUAUUCGUUGAUGCUUCAGUGUUAUGCUAAAGGAGGGAACUAUCUAGGGAUAGAAAGAAUCGAGAACGGGAUAAACGAGGGCCAAAUAUUCCCAAGCUGGAUGCUUUUGAGAACAUUACUUCUCGCAAACUUCAAAUGCCGAGCACUAGCGGGAUCAGAGAGAGCAUUCACACUGUUUAAAAAGCACGGAUUCAAACCGGACAUGGUGAUUUUCAACUCAAUGCUUUCCAUUUUCACAAGGAACAACAUGUACGAUCAAGCAGAGGGGAUUCUUCAGUCUAUCCGCGAGGACGGGCUAAACCCGGAUCUUGUAACCUACAACAGCCUCAUGGACAUGUACGUAAGAAGAGGAGAGUGUUGGAAAGCCGAAGAAAUCCUCAAGACUCUAGAAAAAUCGCAGUUGAAACCGGACCUGGUCUCUUACAACACGGUGAUCAAAGGUUUCUGCAGAAGAGGGUUGAUGCAAGAAGCGGUUAGGAUGUUGUCUGAGAUGACAGCGCGCGGAAUCAGACCUUGCAUAUUCACUUACAACACGUUUGUUUCAGGUUACACGGCGAUGGGAAUGUUUGAAGAGAUAGAGGAUGUGAUUGAGUGCAUGGCGAAGAAUGAUUGCAGACCAAAUGAGCUGACUUUUAAAAUGGUAGUGGAUGGUUACUGCAGAGCGGGGAAGUAUAGUGAAGCUAUGGAUUUUGUGUAUAAGAUUAAGACCUUUGAUGCCCGCUUUGAUGAUCAGUCUAUUCAACGGCUUGCUCUCCGAGUACGUGAGAAUUUAGAAUCCUAAGACAAUUAUACAUAUUUGUUUUUUCUGUAGAUUUGGGUUUCUUUUUUUUUUUUUUUUUUUUUUUUUGUAUUGAAUUUACAUUUCAUUCACUUUAAUUUAAGCAAAACUUUGAUGAUGAAGGACGAAUAAAAAGGUUA
Molecule: messenger RNA, 2785 nt
Organism: Camelina sativa (false flax)
Lineage: Eukaryota; Viridiplantae; Streptophyta; Magnoliopsida; Brassicales; Brassicaceae
Source: RefSeq, a predicted model, not a curated record